AUGCUGAAGCCAUUUCUGCAACAAAUACGAUAUGCCAAAAGCCACAGAAGUCUAUUGUCAAGAGUUAAUGCAUUAACCAAUUAUCAGACCCAAAAUUUUCAACAAAGAGUACACAGUUAUGCCAAAGGUCAAGCGUUUUCGAAAUAUGAAAAAUCAACACCUCAACCUCAAUGUGUGGAAAAUACUACAACUCAACCUCCAGACUUAGAAGGAGUUAUCAAGAAAAUUAAGGUCAAAGUCAAAGAAGUAAAUAAUUUACCUUCUGGAAAACGCAUCAUUGUGGAGUUUGAUGAGAUAGGCAUGCCUAUUGGUGAAGGACAAGGUGUUCUUGCAGGAUUUUGUGGUAUAUUGGCAACUGAUGGCAAUUUGUUUCCAAUUAAUUUUGAAAGGUGGUCUGGGAAAACAGGCAUGCCUAACACUUAUUUUUUGGAAUGCUUUAAGGGAAUGUUGCAGCCUCAAUUUUGUUUUCGGAUCGCUGAAGCUAAUGCACAACGAUAUUGUAAAUUAACUCUUGGUAGAAAAUGGGUUGCACAUAGGCAAAAUUUGUGGAAUGAGUUUUAUGAUCCAGCGAAAACCAAAGAUCAGAUCAUAAGUAAUGUGCCAACCGGUAUAGAAAGAACUCAAUGGGCUCAUUUUGUUACUUAUCAUCUAAAACCAGAAACACUGGAGAUGUGUAAAAAAAAUAGAGAAAACCGCAACAAGCAAAUAAUUCCUCAUACAGGUGGUUCUAAGCCUUUCUCAAGAAAAAGGCAUGAGAUGUUUAUGGAAACUGGACAACUGCCUAGUCGUGGAAAGCUAUACAUUGAAACUCAUAAAAGAAAGGAUGGAUCAUUUAUAAAUGACGCGGCAAAAGAUAUAGCGGAACAAAUUGAAGUGGGUUUGACUCAAAGUACUACCAAUGAAUCAGAGGUUUCUCCUGAUGAUGUUCUUGGUAAAGUGUUAGGCCCAGAGCAUUCUAGGAGAGUACGAUGCAUGGGUUUGGGAGUAGCUCCUACUAAUGCAUUUAGGAAUACAAGACUUCGACUUUCAGAUUUAAGUCUUGCUUCAUCUACCACUAUCCCAUCAUCGUCUUCUAAUGAGUGGAAACAAAAGUACAACAAUUUAGAAUCAGCACUUAAAGCAUACAUGAUAAUGAAGGAAGGAAAGAUUCUUGAUUAA
This is a messenger RNA of Vigna radiata var. radiata (mung bean), 1158 nucleotides long. RefSeq lists its product as uncharacterized. NCBI's taxonomy places the organism in Eukaryota, Viridiplantae, Streptophyta, Magnoliopsida, Fabales, Fabaceae. The transcript is spliced from 7 exons. The record is from RefSeq and is a predicted model, not a curated record. The coding region runs from base 1 to 1158 and encodes 385 amino acids.